Molecule: messenger RNA, 3751 nt
Organism: Myotis davidii
Lineage: Eukaryota; Metazoa; Chordata; Mammalia; Chiroptera; Vespertilionidae
Gene: CYSLTR2
Product: cysteinyl leukotriene receptor 2
Exons: 4
Coding region: 261-1262 (333 amino acids)
Biological process (GO): G protein-coupled receptor signaling pathway
Cellular component (GO): plasma membrane
Molecular function (GO): leukotriene receptor activity
Source: RefSeq, a predicted model, not a curated record
UGGUUUUCUACUUUAGCUGCACAUUCUACUCUAGCUGAUCCUGAGGAGAUUAGAAAAUUACCCCUAGAAAAGGGGAAAUUUAACUUUUGAAGCACAGAAAGCACAAUUGUCUACAGAGUACUUGGAGGCAUCAUAGAUUCCUUAAGGAGAAUUGAGAAUCAAGAUUCAAAUGCAAAUGAUUCUGCAGCCUUACUUAGAUCAGAAAUUGGGUUAAUAAUAGAUACCUCCAAUCUUCCUUAAUAAGUGUGGAGAGAAAAUUUAUGUCUUUGCCUCUAUCCACUUCCAUAUCAGAAAUGGAACCCAAUGACACCUUCAGCAAUAACAACAGCCACAAGGACUGCCUGAUUGGAAAAUUCAAGAGGGAUUUUUAUCCUGUUGUGUACCUGAUAAUAUUUGUCUGCGGAGCCUUGGGAAAUAGCUUUUCCAUAUAUGUUUUUCUGCAGCCUUAUAAGAAGUCCACAUCUGUGAAUAUUUUCAUGCUGAACCUGGCCAUUUCUGAUCUCUUGUUCAUAGCCACACUGCCCUUCAGGGUUGACUAUUACCUCAGAGGCUCUGAUUGGAUAUUUGGGGACCUGGCCUGCAGGAUUAUGUCUUACUCCCUGUAUGUCAACAUGUACAGCAGCAUUUAUUUCCUGACUGUGCUGAGUGUUAUGCGCUACCUGGCAACUGUUCACCCCUUCCGGCUCCUCCAUGUCACUAGCAUCAGAAGUGCCUGGGUUCUAUGUGGGAUCAUCUGGACCCUCAUCAUGGCUUCUUCAACAGUACUUCUGAAGAAUGGCUCCGAGCAGAAGGGUAAUGUCACAUCAUGCUUAGAGCUGAAUUUCAAUAAAAUUGUUAAACUGCAGAUCAUGAACUACAUCGCCUUAGUGGUGGGCUUCCUGCUGCCAUUCUGCACGCUCAGCAUCUGUUACCUGCUGAUUAUUCGAGCCCUGUUAAAGGUGGAGGUCCCAAAAUCGGGGCUGCGGGUUUCUCACAGGAAGGCACUUGUCACCAUCGUCAUUGCCUUGAUCAUCUUCCUCCUGUGUUUCCUGCCUUAUCAUGUACUGAGAACCUUCCACUUGGUUGUGUGGAAAGUGGGUGCAUGCACAGACUGGCUGCAAAAAGCUGUGAUCAUCACACUGGCCUUGGCAGCUGCGAAUAGCUGCCUCAACCCUGUGCUUUAUUAUUUCGCUGGGGAGAAUUUUAAGGACAGACUAAGGUUUGCAUUCAGAAAAGGGCAUGCACAGAGAACAAAGUGCAGCUUUCUUGUUGCCUGUGGUUGAAAAAGGAAAUAAGAAUGUAAGAGAUUAUUAAGUGAGGUUUGUUCUUAUAUUUCUCUAUCCACUUUUAUUAAAACGUAGUUUCCAAGUGACCCUGUAGUUACAUCAUUCCAAACAAAGGCUAUUUCCCAACAUUUACUUCACCAUGACUUUUGCUAGUAAGACCUACUUCAAAAAUUUCAUUAGGUGAAUUUUCAGUGGUUGAGGCACAUGAGGAACAGAGUAGGGACACUCUUUACUACAGUUUUGCAAUCUGAAGUGUCAGACAGAGACAAAAUGCCAAGUACAGUGGGUGCUACUUUUUAUCAGAUUCUGUACUAGAUGGCCCUUCAAGUAUUCUAAAUUCUUAACUUUAAGAUAAUCCCAACUUAUCCAGCUCCUUCAUUUCCUCUUCCUUAGUCAAUCCCCCCUGAGAUAUAGCCAAUUAACAAAGUUGCUGGAGGUCCAGAGCAGAUUAAAAAAAAAGUAUCCUAAGAAUUUAGGGAAAAGACCUUGAUUGUGAAGAGAAAGACUAUCCUCCAACAAAGCCAGAGGCAAGAUCCCAGUGAGCAGUGAGAGAAAAACGGGCAAGAAGGACAAGGGCACGAGAGAACUGGUGAGAAGGGUGGGAAGGAGGACUCUCUCUUUGCACUGGGAGAGGGACUCUAGCACACUGAAGGCAGGAAGGUUCUUUUCUCUUCUCUUUGGCCAGGAGUGAUAAGAAAGAGAGAGAAAAUAAGAGAAAGACAGAAGGCAUUGCGCAGAAUAAGGGAGAAGGGGGACCAAAUUUACCUUUGAGAUUUGGGCUCUGCCUGACCUCACUGAGGUUUUCAGUCUUGCAUGUCAAUCCGCUGGGUUGGGGGUCAAAAUGGAGGAGACAGCUCUAAAGGCUUGGUUGGGCGCUCAGAGCGGGCGGCGUGGAGGACAAGCUGCAAAGGUUGUGAUACCCUGAGAUUUUAUUGAAACUUUGGCAGAACAUAAGUAGGGUGGCUUUCCUUUGGAGAUUGUAGAAAAGCUAAGGCCUACAACUACUACCAUCAUGACCACUGUAUGUCCAAAGGAGUGCCCCCUUCAUGCUGGGCAGACUGUGCCAGGCACUUCACACUCAUGGAUCCCAUUUAAUGCUCACACCCAAGCCCUGUGUUUCCAUUUUACAGAUGAAGAAACUGAAGUUUAGAGAAAUCGAGAGACUUGUUCACGUCCACACAGAUCGUAAGAGUUAAAAACCUCUCUGACUGGUUGGCUGGGUGCUUGCUUCCUCCACUGUUCCUCCUGAAAACCUCUAGGAAGAUUGGUUGAGAGUCAGAAUAGCAGUUCUCUUCGCCAAGCAGGCAUCUACCCGUCCUCACUCUCAUGAGAAGACUGAAGAUGGAGGUUUUCUCUUCUGAUUUGCUGACUUUGGGCACAGUGGAGGGUGGGCGGGAGGUGGUGUUCUACGGCUUGGGAGGAAAUGCAUCAAAGCCUUCAUGGUAAACAAGAGCCCCAGAACCCUUCUCUUACUCAGCAGCCGGAAUAAUGACAGACUUGUAGCCUGUCAAGACAGGAGCCUGGAGGAUCCUCCCAUGAAAAAACUGCCCAUCCCAAGAAAAAAGAUCAACAUACACAGACUGUUGGGGAUUCCCCAACACAAAAGCCAGGGCUUGCCCUAUUGUCGAGUACCUAUUAACAUGUUAAAGUCUCACUCUUAAUUAUGAAUAGUCAAUGACCACUACACAUUGGAGAAAAGGGGUCAGACUUGGAAAACACCAACAAAUAAAUGAGAAGAUAGAUAGAGACAUUUUAAGUAUGAGAGGUCUCAAAUUUGUUAUCACCUUUGCACUUUUGAUCAGAAAUCUACUGGAGGAUGUGCUCUUCCAAAAUAGCAGGUUAAACUAAGAUAGAGGAAAACAUAACAGUGUAGGAAACAAGAAAUCCAACACAGGAGAAAGGUGAAAAGAAUUCCCAGGAUGUUGGUAUGUAGCAAAAAAACACACACAAGAAACAAAUUGAUUUGUAAACAUUGGAGCGAUUUCUAUUUUUCUUAGAGAGCCUAGGAUGAACUAGUGAAGAUAAAUAGAAAAAUGGCAAGUGAAAAGACAAUGCAAUUAUUAAAUACUAGGGAAAAUCUGUUUGUUUGUUUUUUAAAGAAAGGAAAUAAUAUACUGCAUGGUUUAGCUGUGAAUAAUAUUUAUAUACAGAAUAAUAUAAAUAACAAAAUAUUAUGACAUAAACUUUUUUAAGAAAUGAGGGGGAGAGGAUUUUGUAUGUGAGAGAGGAGGAGUUAGCAAACUAAAUCCCCAUCUCGCAUCACAGAGAAUAUAUAACUAACGCUAGAAACUAUAACUGUAUAAAAAUUUAUUUAGCAAUAGAAACUGAAGUCCAGAAGAAACAGUGAAAAGAACUGACAGGGAUUACCUCUGGAGAGAAGUUGCAGGUGAGAGGAUAGGGCCAAAACUUCUCUUCUCCUUUUAAGAACUAUUUAACUGUGUAACUUACAAAUAUGUAUUGCUGAAAUAAAAUAAAAAUUAAGUUAA